Molecule: messenger RNA, 4791 nt
Organism: Penaeus vannamei (Pacific white shrimp)
Lineage: Eukaryota; Metazoa; Arthropoda; Malacostraca; Decapoda; Penaeidae
Biological process (GO): protein ubiquitination
Cellular component (GO): membrane
Molecular function (GO): ubiquitin protein ligase activity
Source: RefSeq, a predicted model, not a curated record
GUCGCCUCUGCUACACUACAGAGGAAGGACGCAUAGAGAGGGAGACACGAAAACGUUUUAUUACAGGCUUUGAGGAAAGAGAGAGAGAGGCGGCAAGACUAUCCGUUUCCGGAGGGUCGAGACUACUGAAUGACGUUUGCGUGUGCUUGUUCGAAAGGAGAUGAGAACCCGGAAACUGUGAGGAGGCAAUCUCAUCUACACCCCCCACCCUCCACCCCCCCCCACCGCCAUCGCACACACACACACGCACAAAAACAGACAAACACGCACACACACUAAAGCUCUCGGUCCCGGCGAGAGAUAGCGAGUUGGCAACACUGAGACGAUACGGCCAAGGUCUAAAUAGGCUGUUAUCUGGAUCUUGAUUCUUGGGCGGCAGAAAUAUCACGUUGAGAGCAGGAUGUCACACGAUGGCGCCGAGAGUGUGUCCUGCCUCGUGUGUACCAACGACUUCGACAACAGAGACCACGAACCUGUCGCAUUACCUGCCUGCGGCCACACCUUCUGCAGGCCGUGUAUUCUGCGGUUGGAACGAACGCAACGUAUCCUCCGGUGCCCUGAAUGCAGACGGCCGCACGAAGGGGAGGCUCCAGCAAAUCUUCCCGUGAAUGAUCUGCUUCUGAACAUUGUCAGUCAAUCUCAGAGAGACAAUGCCUGUGUGAAGACAGAUGAUUUAGGCAGCAUUCAAAGGGGUGGAGCUAGAAGAAAACAUUUUUCCAAGAAAAUGAAGAAGGGAAGAAAGGGGGACAAUAAGAGUUAUUCCCAUCCGUCCUGUAAAGCUGGUGAAGAGAGUGAUCAAGGAAGUUUUGGAAAAAAUGGCUGUAACGAAGUAACUGAUAAUGAGAGUGAUAGUGGCAAGGGAAGUGUCUCAGAGGAUGAUGGAAUUAAUGGAAUGAGGAAGGAUGAUGAGGACCUCAGUUCUAGCAAGGAAGACAGUGAUGACAGUCUCAGCCCACGAAGGAAAAAGAGGGACACUUGUGCCAAAAGGAGAGAACAUGAUAGUAAAAAUGAAUGUAGUGACAGUGACAAUGACUCUCCAGCUGAUGGCAGUAGAACUAAGUGGAGUAAUAACUCGGGUAAUCCUCUUUUGUCAAUCAAACCUACUUUAAAUGACAUAAAUAGAAACAGAGGAGCAGCAGACCAGUUGGUGAAUAUUGACUUGGAAAUAAUACAGCCGGAAAUAAUACAGCCUCAACGUCGGUGUCAGAGUCAGUUCUGGACAAAAAAGAAGUUAAAGAUAAUAUUUGUUUUUUCUGCAUUUUUGAUAGUGGUAAUCUGCAUGCUGAUCAGUCAUCCAGUAUCAUAUUGGAUACUAAAUGGCCUGGGCUUCACUUCAAAGGGAACACGCAAGAAUUCACAUGCAUCAUCGUGGCAGUCUAAGAUCCAAAAAAGUAAUUCUGGCAAAAUUGAUGGGAAUAGUUAUUUUGCAACUCUUCAGAAAGCUUCCACAAAAGGCUUCAAUAUAACAUGGAAAGUUGCUAUCACAAGUUUGGGAGCAGUUGUAGGUGGUUUCUUGUUUUUACCCUGUGUGUUCUGUUGUUACAAGAGAAUAUUAAAGAGAACAGUAGACAAUUGUCAUAUACCAUUGGCUUCAGACGAGGACACUACAGUCUAAGGAUGUGGUAUAGUGAACAAUAGAUACACUGAGGGUAUAACAGACUUCAAAAUGUGUUUCCUCUAACUACCUUAAAAUUGUGCCUUAUUUGGGGUCUUCAGUAAGUAAGAUUGCCAAUUGGAGUAAUUUAAUAUAAAUUGAGGUAAAAUUAGAUUUUUUAAUGUACUUUACGAAGAUUGUGUCUCAUUUCUUGAGAUAUUCAUGUGUAAGGCCUUUUGCAGUGAGGUCAGGAAUAUUAAUUACCACAGUAAUCAUUAAUGCAGCAGCAGCAUUACAGCCAUUGUCUACCUUAUAUUUGUAGUGACAUGGUUGGCAUUGGUGUAUUACAAAUUCAUUAGACUUUUGAAAGUUGAUAGCAACACUCCCCACUUUUGCUUAGCCUAAUAUUGUCCAAGGCAGGUUGUGAUGGUAUGUGCUUUAUAAGGUAGCCUGAUAAAUUUAUAAUGUUAUUGAAAAAUGUCCUUGUAGAAUGAGUAUAAUUAACCCAUUGAUGACAAUAUGUCCACUGUUUGCAGUUUUCCGCUGUAUAUAUAUAUUUUUUAUACAUAGAUGGGUCCAUAAGUGCUCUUCCAUCAUGGAGCCAAUUAGUAUGCCUACCUGACCUUACCUGAUUUCCCCUUUCCUUGAGUUUCCAGGAAAAAAAUGCAUUUUCCAAAGCUAUUUAUGUCACUGUUGUUAUUAUUAUUAACAUUAUAAAUGAUAUAAUAACAAUAUUAAUGAUAAUUAAAUAUAAAGAAUCUUAAAAAAAUAAAGAAAAAGAAUAGACAGGUGAGGUAGGUACGACUAAUAAUUUAUGCGUUGAUGAUAAGGCACUAGUGGAGCUGUCUGUGAAUGAAUAAAGCAAAGCAAAGCAAAACAAAAGAAAAAAAGAAAAAAAAAUAGACUUCGCAUAUAUGUUUGCCAUCCAGUCAUUAAUGAGUCAUGAAAUAUAUUGCAAAUGUGUAUGAACAUUCAGAUUUUGAAAGUAUAUUUCUUCACUUUUUUCUUCUUCUUUUUUUCUCUUCUCCUUCUCUACCUUUCUCAGGGGUUAUGUAAUUGCAUGUCAUUAUUUUUGUUAAUGUAUGUAUAACUAUGGUAAAAGUGUUAACAUUUGUAUUUAUUUUCAUGUGUGUGUGAACUGUUUAUGACUUUCAUAAUCAAGAAAUAGGUGUCUGAGUGAAAAAUGGUCGUUAUUAGGUUUUUUGGCCUCUGACGAGUAAUUCUUAAUACUGUGGAAUUUUCAUUUAUUUUAUCCAAAGAAUAGAUCUUGACUUUCCAAAGAAUAUUUUUGACAACUACGUAAGAUAUGAUUUUCCAACUUUAGACUGAAGUGCUAGUAUGUGUUUUGUUUUCAAAUCCAUUUUUUCCACCUUUUUACCCAUGCAAGUUGAUAAAAAGAAAGUUCUGCAACACAUAAUACUGUGGUAUGCAUUUAAAGGAAAUUGUCAUGGCUAUAUAAUGAUCAAAGAGGAAAACUACACUCACUAAUAUAUGAAAUAGUCUUUGUAGGCAAAAAUUAACAUCAGAAAUUAAGGAAAUGUGUCCUGACAAAUGCCACACAAAGAGCAAGUCUGCAGUGAUUGGAAGGGGUUAGGACAUGUUUGGUGCAUACAGCAGUGUUUGUGGAUAUCCCAGGAAUGGCUUGAGUAAUAGACAAUCUCAGAGGGGUGAGGUCACAUCAUAAGAUUCAAGCAUAUUAUAGCUUUUGUGACUGAAAGAAGAAAUAAUUGCAAGAUGGAAUGGCUGUAUGAAAAUAGAAAAUUCCCUACUUUUUUUCUCCUUCCAUAAUGUUCAUAUUGAAAGUUUAUCAAAAGUCUAUAAAGAUAACAUUUCUUUCUAUGAAAAUCUGUAAUGACAAGUGCAGGUAGGAGAGGUCAUAAAAGAUUUUUAACACAAGGUUAUUAGAGAAAGAAAAAUUUGAUUAUGAGGGGCAUCAUUUUCUCUGUAACUAAUUGAUACAGCAUUCAGUUUUAUUAUAUUAAAAAAGUCUUUAGUAUUUGAAAAUCAAAUGUACUUAAAGCUAGUCCAAUAACUAACUAGAUUUAUAUGACAUGUUUAAAAAAAGUGAUAUAUUAUUUCAAAACCAAGAAUUAUUUCUUGAAAUAAAAUGUGAUAUAAAGAGUACCUCUGUAUAUUAUUAUUAUUUUAUUUAUUAUUAUUAUUAUUAUUUUUUAAAAAUAAUUUACAAGGUUAAGCUAGUCAGUUUUUUCUUUUUUUCUUCACUUGUUGAUGUGAGUCCUUGUUUGAUUACCGACGUCCUGUGUACUAUUGAUUUUCAGAUGGUGAUAUUAGAAGCUGGACAUAAUGACUCAAUGAUUUUUUGCCCUGCCAUUUGUCCAAGUCUACACCUUCACUGGAUUUAUGUUCUCAUUUAAUAAAGUCCUUUUUUUCUGCAUCAGACCAGCUGCCUUUUCAUGUACUGGUAGUUAUAGAGAUGAAAUAAAUGCAGUUUAUUUAGUUGGCAUACUUGAAAGGAAAUAGCAGGUGUUUAUGAAGAGGUAGGCAUUUUUUUUUUUUUUUUUUUUUUUUUUUUUUUUUUUUUAAUUUGGUUAAUUGCUACAUUUUGGUUCGUACUGUGCAAUUGGAAGUGAUAUGACUUUGUCUCUUAACUUGAUGAACUUGAAGGUGAUAUUACAUCUUUUACCUUUGUAAAGCUAAUUUGUUGGUAAGUACUUCACAUGAGGUUCAUGUGUGCUUUUGUUCACUGAUGUAGUAGCUAAUUUAGAAAUAAAAAGUGUUUUCCUCCAUAUAUGACCAGUAAUGAUUAUGUGUGACUCUUUUUUUUUUUUUUCUCCGGAUUUGAAUAAUGCUAAAGAUAUUUUAUCUAGUUUCAUGUUACAAACUCACAUGUUAAAUGCAAUAUCAAGACAUUUACACCCUCCAUGCUCAUCAAGUUACACACACACACACACACAACACACACACACACACACACACACACACACACACACACACACACACACACACACACACACACACACACACACACACACACACACACACACACACACACACACACACACAUGUACACAUGCACAGAUGUAUGUACAUAUGAUUUAUUUAUAGCCAUGUACUUUUCCUGUAUUUCCUGUAAUUUCCAAGGAACUUUAAUGAGUCGGUUCACAUUUCUUGUAAAAUUUAUAAGAACAUUUAGCGAUAUUCGGUUAUAAUUGUACUUAUUAAAGCAAUGAUAUAAA